AUGAACAAGUCAAGUUUAAGUUUAAUUUUAACUAUAUUGGUAUUGAUAGGUCUUUGUAUUUCAGUUACAAAGGCAACAGUAUUUGACCAAUCUAAAUGGGCAGAGAUGCAUUCCUAUUGCGAUACUCAAUGUGACUCGGAUUCAGAAGACGACGAUGAUAUUGUAACGUUGGAGGUUGGAAAGUGUCUCUCUUGGUCCAACCAUUGUGGUACACCAGGAUCGAUCAAUCUCUUUAUCACCUAUAACACUACGACCGAAUACUACACCUUUUCAGCGUCGCCCAGCAACGACGCUCAAUGCAACAGCACAACCACCGAUCCAAUACUAGAAGACGCAACACUCAAAUGUGGACAAUGCUCUGAAUUUAUGGGUGGUAAGGGAUACAUUGAAUUGGGUUGUUCAGAUUCUACUUCCAUCUUUUCAUUAUCCAAUCUAUCCCUUAUGAUCGUUGUUGUCACCAUCGUCUCGGCUUUAAUGACAGAAGUACAAAUGAAUGAUUAUCAAAGGAUGAUCAAGAUUUUAGAUUUAUUAGAACUUAUCACUCACAAGUUUUCGGUUCAAAAUAUGUAUACGGAAGCAGUAGAGGAUUGCAUGAGUCUGUAUCAUAUUUCAUUUCCACUCUCAGAAUGGUAUGAAGUAGUGGGUUUCGAUCAAUUGACAGAGUUUCUGCGAUUACUGCUAAAAUGCGCAACCCAAAUGUGGGCAUCCCCUUACAGAGACAAUAACCACGCAGAGGUAUUCGAGUUGCUCACCUACUUUCGGUUCUUUGAGGAGAAUGGUGAUAUGAACCCCAAAUUCGUUGAGUAUGACCCAAACGAAAUACGUUCAAUCAUAUCCCUUUGUGCAAUGGAGCUUGGUCAUCACGAUGUUGCAGUUCACUAUAGUAAACUGAUCUAUCAAGAUAUAUUGUCACAAAAUGCUUGGUUUACAAAGGAAUUAGAGUCGGGUCAAUGGUAUCGUUGGUUUGAAAUUGGAAAUGGUGGUGACGGCGGCUCAAAUGAAUUGGUCAACAUAGGAGACAAUAUUAAAUCACUGUACCGGUUGAUAUUGGUGGAAUUGAUGGUAUUGGAUGCUACUUUGCAAUCAAAGGACAUUACUGAGAUCAAUCAAGUUGCCGAUUCCAUAUCCAAGAAAAUCAAAAUGAUAUUGGAUGUAGAACAACAACAACAACAACAACAACAACAACAACAACAACAACAACAACAGCAACAACAAGAGAUUUUAGGAAAAGAACAAUUAGCAGAUUUAUGUACAAUCAAUUCUCUAGUUGAAGAAUUGAGAAGGACAGACGAAAAUUAUAAUUCUGAUAAAACUUUAAGGAAUAUAUCUAUUUUCAGCGUCGUUGGUCUAAAUAGCACUAAGCGUCAGUCUGACACUUUCAAUGGUCAAAGCUAUUUCCAAAGGUUUCUUCAAUUGGUUGACAGGUUGGAAUCAAAUACACAAAAGGUAGAACGACUCAUUCAAGCAUCGGUAUUUCUUAGUCCUGAAGCAGUUGACUUGUCAUUGCAAGGAUCGAUAAAGGCCUACAACAUCAUUAAACAAGAUGAUCAACAAUAUCAUUCGCCAGACAGCCAGCUAAUCGAGAUCCUUUUCGACCUCAUUGAAAACACAACUUUAAAAAUCCAACAACAAGUAUACACUAUUUCUCAAGCCGAGGUAUCGUUUCUUCAAAGACAAUUGGCCCAGUACCACCAAGAAAUGAGAUAUGUAUUGGGUUAUUCACAACACCCAAAACGAAAUUUCUACCAUUCUAGAGUGUCUUUCAUCGCUCAAGACUAUACAACAUCAAUCGACCUUGCACUUGACCUACUCCAAGAGAUUGAAAGCCACAAAUCGCCUCUGAACAGUGGAGAAAUACAGAUGAUGUUAAAUAUCACACCUGUCCAUAAAAGUAAACCAAAUGAUAAGAUGGAGAAAAUAUUUGGUUAUCUCAGACGAUUGGCUCCAAGAUAUUCUGCUCUUCCGAGUUGGUGUACCAUCGGCGACGAGGCUUCAUAUUUACUUAAUACACAUCAAUAUGAAAAAGCAAGAGCAUGUGCACAAGAAAUGAUAGGCAAUCCCGACCCACAAGACCGUGAAGAUCAACUACUCCAUGCCCAUGCCAUCAUGUUUGGUGUCCACUCUUUCCAUGGAGAGAUGGAUGAAGCAAAAAAGUUGGCAAACAAAUUGGUUACCGAAACUUACAAAAAUCUCGGAUCGUUUUACCUCUCUAAACCAACCGAAGAAGAGUGCUGGAAACGAUUAGAAUUAAAUCUAAACGAAUCACCCUCUGAAAGAGCUGACCUUCGUGCUAUAUUGUUGGGGAUUCUAGUAGAAACGCGUCCAAUAGAAGAAGUUGAAAAGUUUAUCACCACCGACUUUCCACACAGCACACCACAAGAGAACUGGCUAUUCAAAACUAGUGUGGAAUUCAGUUUCGCCCUCAUUAAUGUCUCCAUAUCACUCAUUCAUAAAGGAGAGUACGAACAAGCUGCAAAUUUUCUUUUGGAAAGCAAAAAAAAUCUGCUGGUCCGUCUUGGUGAUUCAAUCAAUGACAAUCAAGGUAAAAAACUGCUGGGCAUCACAGACACGAUGCCAUCAUUUCUUUCAGAGUUGGAAUAUUGUCAAUUAAAGUUGGGUCAGAAAACAGAAGCACUAUUAUCAUUUGAUGAAAGAAGAUCAAUGACUAUGUGUCGAACACUCGCCAAUCGAUUUAAUCUCAACACCAAAGACAACAACAACAACAACAACAACAAACUCCUUCUCUCGAUUGAUGAAAUGCAAAAACUAUCAUCAACAACCAACUCGAAAUUUAUUGUAUACGUUGCUGACCAUUGCUAUGUCAUUGAUCACGAAAGAAUAGAGAUCAAAAAAUUACCAAAAAUCAAAGUUAAAAUCAACUCUGGUUUCACAAGUAAUUUUUUUUCAAAUUCAAAAAAUAGUGAUAAUAAUGUUAAAAAAAAGAAAGAAAAGUCUCAGUCAAGUGGAGAUGGAUCAUCUCUUUCAUCAAAGUUUGCGAAUCUAUUAAAAAUUCAACCAAAAUCAACUAGACAACAGGAGGAAGAAAAUGAAGAAGAAGAAGUGGAGGAUGAAGGAGAUUCGGAGGAUGAAAUUCAAGAAUAUUAUACAUUUAGAUCAGAUGAACCACCCAUCUCAAAAUCAACAAACAACAGAAAAUUGGCUAGAACAUUAAAACAAUGGUACAUCGAAUUAAUCGAAGAAAUCGAAGAGUAUUUACCUCCUGAUUCAAGUGACACAACAGUGGUAUUUGUUCCCAGUGAACUCUUGGCCAAUGUUCCAUUUUCUGCAUUGAUCGAUAAAAAUGGUCGACAUCUUGUCGAAAGAUUCCCAAUAUCAACCACUCCAUCAUUAUCAUUAUUAAAUACUCUAUCUCAAUUACCACAUUCAAAUAAUAAUAAUAACAACUGUAAUAAUAAUAAUAAUAAUAAUAAUAAUAGACCGAAUGUAUUAUUAGUUGGUAAUCCAUAUACAAGUGACGAUGAAAAGAAAUUAUCUUCUGCACAAGAUGAGGUGAAUAUGUGUGAACAACUAUUCCAACAAUCUGAAUACACUUGUCAUAAGUUGAUAGGCCCAGAAGCAACUCUACCAAAUGUUCUAGAUAUUUUAGAGAAUACAAUACUACGAUACAUCCACUUUGCAUGUCAUGGUGGACCCGAUGGAAAGAAGGGAUCAACAUUAUUCAAAGGAUCAUUGACAUUGGCUGAACGUGAAGAUGGUAAACCAGCCAAACUAUACGCAGAAGACAUUAUACAACUUGCCAAUGGAAUCCAAACAGAUACAGUAGUCCUAAGUAGCUGUCACUCUGGCAAAGGAAACAACAAACAACAAGGUCUCAUUGGAUUGGUUUGGUCGUUUCAUUGUGCAGGUGCUCUUUCGGUUGUCGCCAGUCAUUGGGAGCUACCAGAGAAUGACCAAACAGUAAGAAUGAUCGAGUGUUUCUAUGAUUGCUUGAUCAACAAGAAACUAAACAAAGCACAAUCACUCAGACAAGUACAAUUGAUUGCAAUCAAUCAAGACCGUGAUGACCCUAACCCUCAUGCUUGGGCUCCAUUAUUUUUAUCUGGUUUAAAUUAA
Messenger RNA from Cavenderia fasciculata, 4074 nucleotides. RefSeq lists its product as uncharacterized. The coding region runs from base 1 to 4074 and encodes 1357 amino acids. The record is from RefSeq and is a predicted model, not a curated record. NCBI's taxonomy places the organism in Eukaryota, Evosea, Eumycetozoa, Acytosteliales, Cavenderiaceae. The transcript has 2 exons.